Molecule: messenger RNA, 1212 nt
Organism: Antrostomus carolinensis (chuck-will's-widow)
Lineage: Eukaryota; Metazoa; Chordata; Aves; Caprimulgiformes; Caprimulgidae
Product: non-specific lipid-transfer protein-like
Exons: 4
Cellular component (GO): cytosol
Source: RefSeq, a predicted model, not a curated record
CACCGGCCGUAUUGCGGCUGUGCCUCUCAGUGCAGCUGUUGAUGGAUUUAAGUCACAUUUGGUCUUCAAAGAGAUUGAAAAGAAGCUCCAAGAGGAAGGAGAGCAAUUUGUCAAGAAAAUUGGUGGAGUCUUUGCCUUCAAAAUAAAAGAUGGUCCUGAUGGGAAGGAAGCAACUUGGGUAGUAGAUGUGAAAAAUGGUAAAGGCUCUGUGGCAGUUAAUUCAGAUAAGAAGGCGGAUUGUACGAUUACCAUGGCUGACGCUGAUCUGUUAGCUCUGAUGACUGGGAAAAUGAAUCCUCAGACAGCAUUCUUUCAAGGCAAAUUGAAGGUUUCUGGGAACAUGGGCAUGGCAAUGAAACUUCAGAAUCUACAACUUCAGCCAGGCAAAGCUAAACUUUGAGCUCAUUAGUGUAAAAAGUCAGUACUUGAUAUUCUUGACAAAAAAGUAGAAUGAAACUAGAUGUUAUCAAUAAUAUGGCGCAGACUUGGUUUGAUUGGACCUCUCUCACCUAAAUUUUGUGGUUAGAGACCUUAAUUCUCUUAAUAAAUUCCAUCAGUUUGUCUAUGGCAAAGAUUUUUAGGCUAAGCUUGAGGCACUAGCUCUUAAAAAUGGUAUAUGAGGGUUGUUUGUGACAAUUUUUGUUUUAAUCAGUAUGAAAAAUUUUAUAAAACUUAAUGUUGAAUGAAGCUGCUUAUCAGAUUAGUUGGGAAGAGAGUGAAGAAGCUUAUAAAUAGUUUGACAUAUCAGUUAAAUAAAUUGCAUUUUUUUAAAAAGCUGUAAUAGCAGGUCCUACAAAUGCAUUCAGGCUUCCAUUCUAACAAAUUUGCUGCUGAUACAUGAAAAUGGUCUUACAAAGAGGAUCUCUAACAACAUUUUUUUAGAAUAGACUUUAGGAAUUUGCUAUAAAAUACUUUUCUUAUUACUACUUUGGAAUUGAAAAAUAAACAAAAUAUCCAGAAGUAAGUAGGAACUGGAACAUUGCUUUGAGAUUUACAGGAUUUCAUAAUACUUCACCUUGAAAAAAGAUUAGGUUUGCUGGGAGAGCAGAGAGGGAGUAUAACCAAUAUUUUACCUGUUUUCGCCUGAGAAAGUCUGGGUGUUGCUUAUUAUGAAAUUCUUAUCAGUAAUGUAAAAGCUUUAACUUCUGUUUUGGGAAAAUGUUUUCUGGUUGGAAAUUUAAUAGAAAAUUAAAUAUACUUUUCCUGUUCUUC